This is a messenger RNA of Lachnellula hyalina, 1239 nucleotides long. RefSeq names its product Bouquet formation protein (gene bqt4). The coding region runs from base 1 to 1239 and encodes 412 amino acids. Gene Ontology annotation, cellular component: nuclear membrane complex Bqt3-Bqt4. NCBI's taxonomy places the organism in Eukaryota, Fungi, Ascomycota, Leotiomycetes, Helotiales, Lachnaceae. The transcript is spliced from 3 exons. Gene Ontology annotation, biological process: meiotic attachment of telomere to nuclear envelope; mitotic telomere tethering at nuclear periphery. Gene Ontology annotation, molecular function: DNA binding. The record is from RefSeq and is a predicted model, not a curated record.
AUGGCGCAUUCUCGACACCUUCCCGAACGCGUCAACCCUCUUAUGACGGAAGAAAUACCAGCAUAUGAGACUCUCGUGGAGCGUCGUCGUCUGGGCCAGACCGAUCUCGCUGUGAAGGCUGGCCAGGUCGGAACGUCAAACUCUACGAAGCCAAAGAAUCUAGGCACUUUCGACUAUGCGCAUCUGCGCGCUCCGUUGCCGAAAGGGAUUGUGUCUGGGAUCUUCAAGCCUUCGCCCGCGUCCUACUUCCUUAUGCGACGUAGCAAUGACGGAUACAUAAGCGCCACAGGAAUGUUCAAGGCGACUUUCCCUUAUGCCGAGGCUUCCGAGGAAGAUGAUGAGCGCAAAUAUGUGAAGAGUCUCGAAACAACAAGUACAGACGAGACAGCUGGUAAUGUUUGGAUUCCUCCGCAAAGUGCGCUCAAGCUCGCCGAAGAAUAUCGAAUUCUACCAUGGGUCAAGGCACUGUUGGACAACACACCUAUUGAAGUCAAUCCUACCAAAGACGGUGCAGCAAAGCCAGUUUCCUCGCCUCCUGCAUUCUUCCUCAUGCCUCAAGAAUCGCUUGCCGCCCCUACGCCAAGCCGUGGCCGACCACGUCGAUCCGCAUCUCCCAGUAAAAUCGCCUCGCCAAAGAAGCAUGGUACCGCGUCUACAAGAUCACGGAAGACGAAGAAGGAAGAUUCAGCUGAGCCAAGUCCUAAAUUUGCUAGCAAAAACCUCCAACAGGCUUUGAAGGCUGCCGGUGAGGAGGCUGAAAAGACUAUUGAGGUUGAGACGAUUACCGAAGAAGUUAAAGAAGAGCUGAAAGUUAAGGAAGAGCCAGUGGUUCGCGUCAAUGUUGAUACGGAUGUAGAGGUCAAGGGCGAUGUUGAGACGACUCAUACGCAUGUCGAAGUUGAGAUGCCAGCCGGAUUCGCCGACCUACCAUUACCUGAAGAUACUGAGGCCAUGAUUGCUAAAGCAAAGGAAAUGGUAGAUGCCGCAGUGAAGGCCCAAGAAGAAACUGGCCAAGCCGUUGCUUCUAGUAGCGCACCAAAGAAAUCCAAGCGAAAGGCUGAGGAGCUUGAGGAUGAGGAGAAUGAUGAAGGGGCUUCGGAACCUGCUCCAGCAGCAAAGAAGGCAAAGGUGGAGACAGAGCUCAAGAAGGAACGCGUCAAGACGAGAGCUUUGAUUGGUAUUAGUGCUACGUUGGUGGUUGGUGCUGCCGUACAAUAUGCCUUCACCACACUAAUGUGA